AUGACCUUCUUCUUAGGUGUUUCCACCUUCUUUGGAGUUGUUGUGAUUCUCUUGAUUCUGAGGGAUCUGCUCCUCUUCAAUGGCUUAUCUACUUCCUUUCUGACCAGUAUGUCCACUGAAUUCACCUUUUUAAGGCCUUUUUUUGCACUCCAUAUCCUGGGCUUCUCCAUAGAACAGGACCCUAGUUACUAUUUAUUUGUUUUUUGGAGGGAAUAUCUUUAUGGGUACUGUUCUCCGUACAAUACAGAUACCCGGGAGAUAUGGCCGGAGAAUAUGAUUGGCCUGGAUACUUCACCCAUGGAACAGAGGAUUGAAAUAAGCCUGGCACCGAUGAUGGGUGUCACAACACCUCAUUACCGAAGAUUCAUUAGACUGACGUCAGAGACAACUGUUCUAUUUACAGAGAUGAUUGUAUCCAAUACGGUGAUUCAUAUUCCAAGAGACAAGCUAAAGGAAAAACUUGGGGAAUAUGACGACAAGACGGUUGUACAGAUAGGGGGAAGUGAUCCAGUGCAGAUAAUAGAGGCGGUUCGGAUUAUUCAAAGCCUUGGGUAUAAGAUGUUCAACCUUAACUGCGGGUGCCCUAGCUCUAGAGUGAAAAAGGGAAGUUUUGGGGCAGUUCUCAUGCUUAACAAGGAGCUUGUUGCAGAGAUAAUCAACCGGGUGUACAAAGAGACUGGAGAGGUUCUAAGCCUUAAGAUUAGAACAGGUGUUGACGAUGAAGACGGGAUAGGCUUUCUGAGUGGAUUUGUAGGUUACAUCAGGAAGAAUACACCGAACAGGACAUUUUAUAUCCAUGCACGCAAAUGCUGGCUGGAAGGGCUCUCUCCUGGGCAGAACAGAAAACUGCCGCCUCUGGAUUAUGAUAGUGUGUAUGAGAUUAAGAAGCUCUAUCCUGAGCUUAAGAUUAUUCUUAAUGGAUCCAUUAGUGAAAAUAACUUAGAUAGGGUAAGUGGUCUGGAUGGGGCGAUGAUAGGGAGAGAAGCAAUCCGAAAUGCCUUCGUCUUCUGGGAUAUUGACCAGCAGUUACAUGGGGGACAGGGAGUAGAAAUGUGGAAUGGUAGUAAAGAGACAUGCCCCCUGGAUAGCAGCAUGAGAAGAAUUGAAUGUAAUGAAGAUCAUAAGAGCAAAAGGGUCCAAAAGAUCCACUCUGUUGUCAAGCAAUACUUUGAAGGGUUCUCUCCUUCUAUUCAACUGAAGCCUGCUCAUAUUUUGCCAGUAAUGAAUCUCGUGAGAGGGAAGAAAGGCUGCAAAGCAUACAGAAGGAAACUCAAUUCUGCACUCAUUCACCAGAUAAGGCCCUCCGAAGUAUAUCCACUGAUAAUGGAACAUUUUGGAUGA
Encephalitozoon romaleae SJ-2008 is the source of this 1341-nucleotide messenger RNA. Its product is annotated as tRNA-dihydrouridine synthase. Gene Ontology annotation, molecular function: tRNA dihydrouridine synthase activity. The transcript has a single exon. NCBI's taxonomy places the organism in Eukaryota, Fungi, Microsporidia, Unikaryonidae. The record is from RefSeq and is a predicted model, not a curated record. Bases 1 to 1341 code for a protein of 446 amino acids. Gene Ontology annotation, biological process: tRNA dihydrouridine synthesis.